Physcomitrium patens is the source of this 2109-nucleotide messenger RNA. The record is from RefSeq and is a predicted model, not a curated record. NCBI's taxonomy places the organism in Eukaryota, Viridiplantae, Streptophyta, Bryopsida, Funariales, Funariaceae.
GUGGUGGCGGUGGUGAGGGUCGCGAGCUGGAGGAUAGAAUGUUGGCAGUGUUGCAGAGGCAGCAGGAACGACAGUUCAUCGGAGGGGGAGUGGAGUCGGCGUUUAUGAGUGGUGGUGCGGGGGGGUUGUCAUCGCUGGAGAGCGGGGUGUCGUCGCAUGAGUCGAUGGUGGACUACGUGCCGAUGUCUCAGCACAUGCAGACGCAGCAUGCAAUGCGGCGGCUGAACUCGUUCUCGCCGUCGGUGUCGAAGGAGGGCGAGGGCGCGAUGAAUGGCGUGUCUCCGCAGGUGUUCCAGCGGAGCCAGAGCUUCGGGGGCGGGGGAGGAGGCGCGACCGUGCAUUCGCACGCGUUCAACAACCUGUUUUCGAGCCCGCCGAGCUCGCCCGUGUCGAAGGGCGAGUGUCUGGGGCUGUCGUUGCUGGAGGAGGAGUCGCUGAUGGAGGUGGGGGGCGGGAAAGCGAGUUUCUUCGAGGAGGUGGGGAAGGGAGGCGGACGGGCGGAGCUGCGGGGGCUGAGCUUGGCUCCGGGGUCGCCACUGGGCGGGGGCGGCUCGUCGAUGGGGUCGCCGACAUUUUCCGAUGCGCUGUUCAACAAGUUUCUACCGUCGAACAACGAGGACGAGGAGGCGUGGCCGGCGGUGGACAUGUACGGGUGCGAUCAGUUCCGGAUGUUCGAAUUCAAGGUGCGGCGAUGCAUGAGGGGGAGGAGCCACGACUGGACGGAGUGUCCGUUCGCACAUCCCGGGGAGAAGGCUCGGCGUCGCGACCCGCGGCGGUUCCACUACUCGGGCACGGCGUGUCCGGACUUCCGGAAGGGGAGCUGCCGACGGGGGGAUAUGUGCGAGUUCGCGCACGGGGUGUUCGAGUGCUGGCUGCAUCCGGCUCGGUACAGGACGCAGCCUUGCAAGGAUGGGCGGAACUGCCGUCGUCGGGUGUGCUUCUUCGCGCACACGCCGGAGCAGCUGCGGUUGCUGCCGGCGGCCGCACAGGCAGCGACGACGGCCGCUCGGAACGGAGGGUCGUACGACGGGUCGCCCCGAGCGAGUGUGGCGGCGAGCUACGACGGAGCGUUCGCGUACGAGGGGGUGUCUUACGACGGGGCAUCGGUGGGGCUCGUCGGAUCGGCUUUGAGCCACUUCUCGGGGUACUCGAGCUCGGGACACUCGGGGGCGGGGUGCGUGGCGUCGCAGAAUUCAUCACCUCGGUCGACGCUGGUCGGGCACGCCCAGUAUCCGGCGCCGCUGUCUCCUCCGCUGUCGCCUUCGGGGUCGCCUCCGCUGUCACCCGGUUCGCCAGAAGAAUGGGCGGGGAGCGGGGGCGCGUUUGCGAGCCUGUCGAUGUCUGGGAUGUCGGGAGCGCAGUCGGCGAUGUCUCUGCAGGCGAGCCUGCAGCAAGCCGCGCAGGUGCGGUCGCUGGGCGGGCACGCGCAGCCGUGCACGGUUCCGGCACAUCGGCGGCAUUUGGAUCGGUUGAACUCGAUGCCGACGCUGUCGAUACCGAGCGCGGGGGAGCAUCGGGGCGUGCACUCGGGCGGGCAUUUGGGGGUGCAUCCGGGGUCGGCCCCGUCGUCGCCGUCGGGGGUGGCGCAGAAGUCGAUGAUGGAGUUGAUCGCGACGCUGCAGCAGUUGGAGGUGCGGGGGGCGCCCCCGGGAUCGGCAGCGCAGUGGUUGCAGCAGCAGUACACGACGGGGCCGUCGCCGCUGCGGCGUUGCUCGCAGAGCGUGCCCGGGACGCCGACGAAGGUGUCGGCGCGGUGGGAGCAGAAGGAGCGGUGGGAGGUGGACGAGAACGACGAGGGGGAGCCGACAGUGCAGCGGGUGGAGAGCGGGCGGGAUCUGCGGGCGAAGAUAUACGGGCGGCUGGGGAGGAGUUCUUUGAAGGAUGCGGGGCCGGCGAUGGGAGAUUCGCCAGAUCUGGACUGGGUGAACGAUCUGGUGAAGGAGGAGCCGGAGCAGUCGGCGGCGUGGUGAGGGGAGAGGCGGGAGGAUGCGAUGCGAUGCUCCGCGCUUGGGUUAUGGUGGUGUUGCGUGCGGAGUGGUUUCUGCGGUGCGAAGGCGGAGGCGUGGAGGGUGUGGAAUGUGGGGCGCAGGGUUGGUGGAUAGGAGGGCG